Messenger RNA from Symbiodinium necroappetens, 1974 nucleotides. The record is from the annotation of a GenBank genome assembly. NCBI's taxonomy places the organism in Eukaryota, Dinophyceae, Suessiales, Symbiodiniaceae.
GUGGGCUUUCCUGGCGAAGGGACCUGGGCACGAUGUCGUUUCGCUAUUAUCACGUGCCUCCAUCGACUGAGUUGUCAGAUUUGCCUCCCUCCCCCCGAGAUACCCGACGCCUUCCGUCUUCUGGUUGCAGCAGGGCUUUAUGGCGGAGCCGGCACGGCAUGUGCUGCUACCGGACGCCUGGGCUUCGGAGUGGCCCUUUAUGUCUCACUGGGUCUCGCGCGGAUUUUCCCUCAGCGUUGGCUCCUCGUGGUUGCCAUCGUGCCGGUCGGUGUUCUCAACUGGCUGCUAGUGCAUUCUUCUGGGCCACUGACGCACGUGAUCCCUGCGUUGGUCGUGGCAGUGUCCGAGCUCUGUUGGGUGCGGACGAUGCAAAAGGUGCUGGAUGAGUGGUUCGAGAGCUUUGUUGCCCUUAUGUUCUUCUACCUUGGGACGGUCAUGGUCUUUGCGUGCCUGGCCGCUGCCGGAGUGGCAGUGGCUCUCGCAGACACCUGCGACGUGGAGGGCUCUGCUCGAAAGGACUGCGGUGUCCUGGGCACGACGCAGAGCGACUGCGAGGCGAAAGGCUGCUGCUGGCGCCCGGCUGACUCGGUAGCCUGGUGCUUCUACCCCCAAGGUGGCCCUGCUCCUCCUCCCCCGCCCCGCGCGGAGUGCAAGCUCGCCUACAAGUCCAAAGGUCCACCCUUCAGCGACGAGGAGGAAGCCAAGGUGCGCGGCUAUUUCCUGGCGAACAUCGACAUCCAGGGCUCCGGAGCUGUCGUGGCCGCGCCGGAUCACAACACCGGACCUGGUGGAGACUAUUAUUUUCACUGGGAACGAGAUGGGGCUUUGUCCACCCACGCUUUGCUGGCGACGGCGGAGAAGCUGGCCGACGUGGACGAGCACCUGCAGCACUACGUCCAGUGGGUGUUGAAGGUGCAGAACCAGGCGGAUCCCCACGGCAUCGACAUCCGCACGGAGCCCAAGUACACCAUCCCCGACGGCAAGCCCUUCGAGGGAGCCUGGUGCAGGCCGCAGACUGACGGGCCGGGCCUGAGAGCCAAGACGCUGGCGGAGUACGGCUUAGCCCUGCUCGAUGCCGGCAAAGGGGACUUCGUGAAGCAGAAUUUGUGGACGGGCAGCGACGAGAAGCACGGCGGUGCUGUCAAGUAUGACCUGGAGUGGCUGGUGUCCAACUGGCAGCAGAGUGGCUGCGAUCUCUGGGAGGAGAUCCAGUCCGAGGAUUUCUUCUGGGGCCGCUUCACCAUGCGAGCCGGUCUCGAGAUGGGAGCCCAGUUUGCAGAGAAGAUGGGCGACAAGGACGCGGCUGGCCGCUACAGAGGUGUCAAGGCAGACAUCGAGAAGACGAUCAUGGGCCACUUCGAUGGCACCUUCGUCUUCGAGUCCCAGAAUCGCAAGAAGGACUCCGCCGUCAUCGAGGCCUUCAAUGUCGGCGACCUCGGCCCCGGCGACAUGUUUUUCGACGUGCUGGGCAAGGAGGUCCUGGGCACCGUCGUGACCCUCAACGACCUCUUCUGCAACGCCUACGAGAUCAACCAGAAGGACAGCGCCGCCGGCAUCCCCGGAAUCCUCUACGGCCGCUAUGAGAACGACAGCUACGACGGAGGCAACCCUUGGGUGCUGCUCUCGGCCUCUUUGGCUACGCUGCUCUACCGCAUGUCCGCGGCGGCCUUUGAGCAUGGGCCUUUGGAUGCAAGCACCUACGCCCUGCUCCAGAAGGCCACUCAUAUCGAGUCCGGGCUCUCAGGAAAUGCCCUGGCAGAAGCGUUACUGGGAGCGGGAGAUGGCGUGAUGCUGCGCAUCAAGCACCACGUCCAGGCCACGGAUCUCCACAUGGCCGAGCAGAUCAGCAGACAUGACGGCUCCAUGACCAGCGCCAAGGACCUCACCUGGAACUACGCGAACAUGCUCAAAGCCUUCAAUGCUCGGACAGCUGCCGCGAAGGCCAUUGCCGCCACCAGAGUCCUGGUCGUUUGA